Messenger RNA from Olea europaea var. sylvestris, 2990 nucleotides. Its product is annotated as U-box domain-containing protein 35. Gene Ontology annotation, biological process: protein phosphorylation; protein ubiquitination. NCBI's taxonomy places the organism in Eukaryota, Viridiplantae, Streptophyta, Magnoliopsida, Lamiales, Oleaceae. The transcript has 11 exons. The record is from RefSeq and is a predicted model, not a curated record. Gene Ontology annotation, molecular function: ATP binding; protein kinase activity; ubiquitin-protein transferase activity. The coding region runs from base 302 to 2758 and encodes 818 amino acids.
CAAAGCAGGGAAGAUAUACGAUGUCUUUGCCAUAGGUUAGUCUGUUAAGGCACGGAUUUACAUUUUACCCUAAAUAUGGAAGGGUGAUGCACGUGGAUAUGAGGUCAUGUCGCUGAGUACCCAGAGCCUAUUGACUUCUGACUUUUAGCUUAUUUUGCGAACACUGGCCGUUUGAUACUUGUGGUUGAAAGAGGAAAAGAGGAAUUCUUGUGAUUGUAUUAGCAUUUCUAAAGGGUUCCACAGAAUUCAGCACUUGAAGACCUAAAAAAUAUUUUGUAUGGCUCAAUAGAAUGAAUAAAAGAUGAAGGAAGAUGGUUUGAUCCUUAAAACCCACCAAGAAAUAAAUAAUCUGACUGUAAAAAGAAGGGGCAGAGUAAUGGAAGGAUUGCCCCCUCCAACAUCUUCAAUUGUUGCAGUAGCUAUAACAGGAAGUCGGAAAAGCAAGCAUAAAGUCAAAUGGGCACUAGAGAAAUUUGUUCCAGAAGGGGAGGUUUGCUUCAAAUUGCUACAUGUUCGACCCCUGAUAACUAGAAUUCCUACACCUAUGGGAAAUUAUAUUCCUAUUUCCCAAGUUCGAGAUGAUGUGGCGGCUGCAUUUAGAAAGGAAAUCGAAUGGCAAUCAACUGAAAAGCUUCUUCCUUACAAGAUGAUGUGUAUUGAAAAAAAGGUGCAAGUGGAAAUUAUACAAAUUGAGUCAGAUGAUGUGGUAACUGCAAUAUCACUGGAAAUAUCAAGAUGCAAGAUCAAUAAGCUUGUUAUAGGAGCUUCUUCUCGCAGUAUAUUCUCUAGGGCACAAACAAUAUCGUCAAAAGUAUCAGAAUGCUGUCCGAGUUUUUGCACAGUCUAUGCUGUUUCAAAAGGAAAAUUAUCAUCAUUGCGCCCAUCAGAUUCAGAAACAAACAGAAGCAUUACAGAUGACAGUAGCGACCUAAGUUGCUCUUCAAAUAAUUCUGCAAGCCGUACUUCAAGCUCGCAAACAGAGUGGACAGACAACGGCUCAAUCGGGUCGCAUGCUCAUUUUCGCUCAGCUUCACUCCCAGUGCAGCAGUUUCAAGCUCUUUCAACCAUAAACCAGAACCUGCUUCAUAAAAGAAUGCCUUCAAGUGGAAUCACGCAUCCAAAAAAUUUGUAUCCUCAUGUUGAAGAUGAGGAUGAUGGCUCAAGCUCUUGUUCCGGUGGUGCUGAUGUUAAUGACACGAUUAGUGUGGCUUCUAGUUUUAAAAGCUUUGUUACAGAUAAGCCUUCAUUGAAUCAAGGUUCCAACUUUGAUGUUCCUACAGAAACUUCCAGGAAACAGGAAAAUGUCGAUUUUGAGCUAGAAAAAUUGAGAACUGAACUCAGACAUAUUAGAGGAAUGUAUGCGAUGGCCCAAAGUGAGGCGAUUGAUGCUUCAAGGAAGCUAAAUGAUCUUCAGAAGCGACGUUUGGAGGAAGGAAUUAAGUUGAAACAGAUAAGCUUUAAGGAGGAGGAAGCCAAAGAGUUAGCCAGAUGGGAGAGAGAGAAAUAUGAAGCUGCAAAGAGAGAAGCUGAUUAUGUGAAGGAAUGUGCUGAAAGAGAAGCCGCAGCAAGGAAAGAAGCAGAGAUUAGAGCUUCACGUGAAGUCAAAGAAAAGGAAAAGCUCGAAAAUGCCUUGACUGGCUCUUUGCAUCAGUACCAGAAAUUCACAUGGGAGGAAAUUAUAUCUGCUACCUCAUCGUUUUCUGAGAACCUUAAAAUUGGAAUGGGAGCAUAUGGGACGGUCUAUAAAUGCAGUUUUCUUCAUACAACUGCUGCUGCAAAAGUUCUCCAUUCUAAAGAAGCUAGUAGAACUAAGCAAUUUCAGCAGGAGCUUGAAAUAUUAAGCAAAAUGCGUCAUCCACACUUGCUGAUUCUUCUGGGUGCAUGUCCUGAACAUGGUUGCCUAGUAUACGAGUUCAUGGAAAAUGGGAGCCUGGAGGACAGGCUUCUGAGGAAAAAUAACACCCCUCCACUUUCAUGGUUCCAGAGGUAUAGAAUUGGAUGGGAAGUAGCUUCGGCCCUUGUCUUCCUGCACAACUCAAAGCCAAAACCAAUAAUCCAUCGUGAUCUAAAACCAGCAAACAUAUUGCUUGAUCGGAACAAUGUGAGUAAAAUUGGCGAUAUUGGCCUUUCCACGGUGCUUCACUCAGACUCUUCUUCUGCCACUUACAAGGACACCGCUUUGGUGGGAACACUUUGCUAUAUCGAUCCUGAGUACCAAAGGACAGGAUCAGUGUCUCUCAAGUCUGAUGUUUAUGCUUUUGGGAUGGUUAUUUUGCAAUUACUGACAGCAAAACCUGCAAUAGCCCUCGCUCAUCUGGUAGAAAUUGCGAUGGAUGAAGAUCGUUUAACGGAGGUACUUGAUCCAGAAGCUGGUGAAUGGCCAAUUGAAGAAACUAAGGAUUUGGCUCAUAUGGCAUUAAGAUGCACUGAACUUCGACGAAGGGAUAGGCCUGAUUUGCAAGAUGAAGUUCUCCCUCUUUUGGAGAAGUUGAAAGAAGUGUCUGACCGCGCUCGAGAUAUGGCAUUAGCAGCUAAACCGCCCCCGCCUAACCAUUUCAUAUGCCCUAUUCUCAAGGAAGUAAUGAGCGACCCUUGUGUUGCUGCAGACGGGUAUUCUUAUGACCGGAGGGCAAUAGAGGCAUGGCUCGAAGAGAAUGGAAAAUCGCCAACGACAAACUUUCCAUUGCCUCAUAAUAACCUAAUACCAAAUUACACCCUUCUUUCUGCCAUUAUGGAAUGGAAGUCUGGGAAAGAUUGACAUCACUCUAUCCAUUAUCAAUUUGCCAGAGUCUCUUGUAUAUGCAGUUUUUAGAAAGUUAGGUUCUUUUACAAACUUGUGAGUCAUACAGAAGUAGAAUUGUAGUAAAACAUCUAGCUUUAUAAGGUUUAGUCUCAUUCAUUGCAGUUGCCAAUAUUCAUUGUCAUCUGAAAUUGUAUUUCACUGUAACUCAUAAAUUUUCUGUCGUGGGAGUGAUUAGAGUUUGCUUUGU